GUUUUCCAAACGUUCCUAUCUUUCAGUUCCGGUAUCUCCAUCUCCCCCCUCCACCGUCCACAGCUGUGGUAGUGAAAGCGGUCAACAGCAGCGGUUCACUCCACCUUCAUUUAAUCAAAUACCUCCAUUUUCCUCCACGUUUCUCUGCCAAGUGAACUUGAAGACCAAACAAAAUGACAGACUCAAAGUAUUUCACCACAAACAAGAAAGGAGAGAUAUUUGAACUGAAAGCAGAGCUGAACAAUGAGAAAAAAGAGAAAAGGAAGGAAGCAGUGAAGAAGGUCAUUGCUGCCAUGACAGUAGGCAAGGAUGUCAGCUCCUUGUUUCCUGAUGUGGUGAACUGUAUGCAGACUGAUAACCUGGAGCUGAAGAAACUGGUUUAUCUCUAUCUGAUGAACUACGCCAAGAGUCAGCCUGACAUGGCAAUUAUGGCAGUGAACAGUUUUGUCAAGGACUGUGAGGACCCUAAUCCCCUCAUUCGAGCACUGGCUGUCCGCACAAUGGGCUGCAUCCGCGUGGAUAAGAUCACAGAGUAUCUGUGUGAGCCUCUACGGAAAUGCCUGAAGGAUGAGGAUCCCUAUGUGAGGAAGACGGCUGCCGUAUGUGUGGCCAAGCUGCAUGACAUCAAUGCUCAGAUGGUAGAGGACCAGGGCUUCCUGGAUUCCCUCAGGGACCUCAUCGCUGACUCCAAUCCCAUGGUUGUGGCCAAUGCAGUGGCAGCCCUUUCAGAGAUCAGUGAGUCUCACCCUAACAGUAAUCUCCUGGACCUGAACCCCCAAAACAUCAACAAACUGCUGACAGCCCUGAAUGAAUGCACUGAGUGGGGCCAGAUCUUUAUCCUGGACUGCUUGUCCAACUACAAUCCCAAAGAUGAGCGUGAAGCCCAGAGCAUCUGCGAGCGUGUAACCCCACGUCUCUCCCAUGCCAACUCGGCUGUGGUUCUGUCAGCUGUAAAGGUCCUGAUGAAAUUUCUGGAGUUGCUUCCUAAAGACUCGGACUACUACAACACUCUGCUGAAGAAGCUCUCUCCUCCUCUUGUCACUCUGCUCUCUGGAGAACCUGAGGUCCAAUAUGUGGCACUGAGGAACAUCAACCUUAUUGUGCAGAAAAGGCCUGAAAUCCUGAAGCAAGAAAUCAAGGUGUUCUUUGUAAAAUACAAUGAUCCUAUCUACGUCAAGCUGGAGAAACUGGACAUCAUGAUCCGGCUGGCCUCUCAGGCCAACAUUGCCCAGGUUCUGGCUGAGCUGAAAGAGUAUGCCACCGAAGUGGACGUGGAUUUUGUCCGCAAGGCAGUCCGAGCUAUCGGCCGCUGUGCCAUCAAAGUGGAGCAAUCAGCUGAGCGCUGUGUAAGCACACUAUUGGACCUCAUCCAGACAAAGGUGAACUAUGUGGUGCAGGAGGCCAUCGUGGUGAUUAGGGACAUCUUCCGCAAAUACCCAAACAAAUAUGAGAGUAUUAUUGCCACUCUAUGUGAGAACUUGGACUCUCUGGAUGAGCCAGACGCUCGCGCUGCCAUGAUCUGGAUUGUGGGUGAAUAUGCUGAGAGAAUUGAUAAUGCCGAUGAGCUACUGGAGAGUUUCCUGGAGGGCUUCCAUGAUGAGAGCACACAGGUUCAACUGACCCUGCUGACUGCCAUAGUGAAGCUGUUCCUGAAGAAGCCCUCUGAGACACAGGAGCUGGUACAGCAAGUGCUCAGUCUGGCCACACAGGACUCCGAUAACCCUGAUUUGCGUGAUCGUGGUUACAUCUACUGGCGUCUGCUCUCCACUGACCCGGUGACUGCCAAAGAAGUGGUUCUGUCUGAGAAACCUCUGAUCUCGGAGGAGACAGACUUGAUCGAGCCCACCCUACUGGAUGAGCUCAUCUGCCACAUCGGUUCACUGGCCUCUGUCUACCACAAACCCCCAAAUGCCUUUGUGGAGGGCAGCCACGGCAUCCACCGCAAGCACCUGCCUAUCCAGCAUGGCAGCAUUGACACUGGAGAGAGUCCCAUCAGUGCCGGCCCAGCAGCCCCCAUUGACCAGCCCCAGGUUAUCCCAUCUCAGGGUGAUCUCCUGGGUGAUCUUCUCAACCUGGACCUGGGCCCUCCAGUCAACGUUCCCCAAGUGUCCUCCAUGCAGAUGGGUGCUGUGGACCUUCUAGGAGGAGGCCUAGACAGUCUGCUCGGGGGAGACCUUGGAGGAGGUGUUGGGGGAAGUCCUGCAGUCGGCCAGAACUUUAUUCCAUCUUCAGUGCCCAACACAUUUGCUCCAUCCCCUACCCCAGCAACGCUGAGCAGUGGACUGAAUGACCUGUUUGAACUUUCCACAAGCAUGGCCAUCACUACAGGCGGAUAUGUGGCACCUAAAGCUGUGUGGUUGCCAGCAGUCAAGGCCAAAGGGUUAGAAAUUUCCGGAACAUUCUCUCGCCGUCAGGGUCACAUGUAUAUGGACAUGACUUUUACCAACAAAGCCUUGCAGCACAUGACUGACUUUGCUAUCCAGUUCAACAAGAACAGUUUCGGAGUGAUUCCUACCACACCUCUACCUGUUCACACACCUCUAAUGCCAAAUCAGAACAUCGACAUCUCCCUGCCUCUCAAUACCAUUGGGCCAGUUAUGAAGAUGGACCCUCUGAACAAUCUACAGGUGGCCGUGAAAAACAACAUAGACGUGUUCUACUUCAGCGUUCUGAUCCCACUCAAUGUCUUCUUCGUUGAGGAUGGCAAAAUGGAGCGCCAGGUGUUCCUAGCCACAUGGAAGGACAUUCCCAAUGAGAAUGAGCUGCAGUACCAAAUCAAGGAGUGUCACUUAAAUGCAGACACUGUGUCAGGCAAGCUGCAGAAUAAUAACAUCUACACCAUCGCCAAGCGCAAUGUGGAGGGCCAAGACAUGCUGUACCAGUCCCUGAAACUCACCAAUGGCAUCUGGAUACUCGCAGAGCUCCGCAUUCAACCAGGCAACCCUAACUACACGCUCUCUCUGAAAUGCAGGGCUCCAGAGGUUUCUCAGUACGUGUACCAGAUGUACGAUGCUGUGCUGAAGAAUUGAAUCCUCUCUCCUUUCCUCCAUCUCACCAUCCUCCACUCAUUCCUGUGGUACAAGAACAAGCUACACCUUUUUCCAUUUUCUCCCACUAUUUUCAAAUGCAUCUGUUAAGAUUUGUUUUUUCUCCUGUUUAGUGUCCCAGAACCAACCAUAUACGUUCUGCUCAAGUGUAUUUGUGUUGUGGAUAAAGUGUAGAUGGUGCAUUGUGCCUCUUCCCAUGUAUCCCCCCACCCCCACCCCACCCCCGCCAUUAAGAAACAUGUACGAGUCUGAUUUAGUUGCAUACGCUUUUACGUGACCUGUAUUUGCAGUACUUGAUCAUUCCACUGGUAAAGAAAGGAAGGAAGGCAAACAAACAAGCGUGCUUGGUGGUGAUGUUUCAGGAGCCAUGCCACUUUUCACAUCUCAGAUUCACAUUCUCAGGCAGAAUCAGUGCGACCAGAACACAGGAGUUUUUGAGCCAGCAUGGCCUCAGUAGCCAGUAAGAGGCAGGUGAGAAAGUAGGGUGCAGUGCGGAAGAAAGCAGGUAUUUGAUUUCUUUUUCAUUGAGAGAUCACAAUAGAAUGCCAGUGUUUACUUACAGUGUAGUCUUAUCAACGGUCGCCACUUCAGAACCACUAUAUUCAGUAGUUCCCGAGACCAGAGCUCACCAACCCAACAAACAUCAACAUUCUAAUGCUACCUGUUUUAGAUUGAUUACAGAGCUGAUAGACCAAAUAAGCCAGAGUACAUGGAAGAGAACUUCCUAGAACAGUGUGAAUGGGGACAGAGAGAGCAUUCUAGAUACGUGUUAAUGGGGAGAACAUUAAAGAACAGCUUGAAGGAGGGAAAGUACUAAAACAGGGUCACUGGCAAAGAAUGUUCUUUGUGAAUGGGGGAGAGCCUUCAAGAGCAUUGCGGAUGGGGCGAACAUUUCACAACCAUGUGAAUUGGGUGCGGAACAUUCUAGAAUGUAAAGAAUGGAAUGUUCUAGAAUCAUGUGCAUAUUCAAAAGCGGUGUGAAUAAGGGGAACUUUCUCGAACAUUAUGAAUAGAAGACCUGAAAACAUUCCAGAACAAGGCAAAGUGGUGAACAUUCUAGAACAGGGUGAAAUGGGGAAAACAUUCUAGAACUGUAUGAAUGGGAAGAACUUUCUAGAACAGGGUGAAUGGGGAGAAUGUUCUAGAGUCUCCCAACAAUCACACACAAGUAUGGUGCACCAAGUGUUUGGGUUUGUUGGUGUUUGCUGCCUCCAUGUGCUCUGCCCUGGGAAUAUUGUGCCAUCAUUUCAGAUUUUGCUUUUUCUUUGUUCUCCUAUUCUUUUUGCCUUUCCUCAGUUAUGCCUAUGUAUCUGUUUUAUGUGCCCCGUUAAUCGUGAGAAACUGUGAAGCAGUACUUUGCCAACCGUGUGAAUAAUAAUGAUAUAAGCUUUGCAUGCCUUAUAGGAUAUUCUUAUAGCACCUACUAAUGUGUAGAGUUUCUCAGCCUGCCCAUUUUUCUGAACGUGACUACACUCCACAUUCCUACCAUUAUCAUUAACCAGCUUGGAGUCUGGCACUAUGUAGAUGUUACUUGGAACGCUUUCGGCUACCUGAUCCUCUGUUCGUUUUUAGACUGAAUGCAGCCACAAAAGUCACUUGGACUCCUCCUAUCCCGUUAUCACAUUGCUGUAUGGUCCUGUGCAGUGAUCUUGUGUAUUGUGGUGAUAUAGAUUAGGCUCUUCUUAGGGUUAUACCAUCUAUGGAUAUUAUAAACUCUUCCUCCAGUAGUAGCAUAUGUUCUAGUUCUGUCUCAACACUAGAAUUCAUAUAAAUAAAGAGAACAAAUAUGAAAUGUCCAACCAUUUAGAUGUUUUAUAAUUAAUGUUCAGUGGCACUAACUCUGAAGGAACCAUACUAAUAGGUGUGAAUGUUAUGGUAGUAGAGGCAAAUUUAGUGUAGGGUCGUCCUGUUUUUUUUUUUUGUUUUUUUUUGUUUUUUUUUGUUGCCAGUAAUGUUUGUGCCUGUGAAGCUGCAUGUAAGCAGUGUCCAUUACUUUUUAAAAGGAAAAAAGAUCUACUAUAUGUGAGCCAUGUACAUCUUUAAAUCCCAUUAAGACCUCGUGGGAUGAUCUUGAAUUUCUGCAGUAAUGGUUGUGUUCAUUUAUAAAAUGUGCUUGAAUACCAAACAUGAUGUAAUUGUGCCAGUGAAAAAACAAAUUAAUCACAGUUGUUGAAAUUGCUUUUUUUGUAUUAUUUCACUUUCUGAAUGCUAAUAUUUCAAAUAGAGACCUGCCUUUGUGUUGUCUUUUGGCCAUCUCCUAUUAUAAUACAGGCCUGCUUCCUCUGCCAGAACUAAAGCCUCAGUCAUUCCUCUUUCCUUUGUUAUCCGCUUCCCUCCUUACUGCCAAUGUUUUACUUCAUGUAUUUUUCAUUUUCAAUAAAAUCGUCCCUGACUGUAUCACCUGC
Messenger RNA from Pygocentrus nattereri (red-bellied piranha), 5452 nucleotides. RefSeq names its product adaptor related protein complex 2 subunit beta 1 (gene ap2b1). NCBI's taxonomy places the organism in Eukaryota, Metazoa, Chordata, Actinopteri, Characiformes, Serrasalmidae. Gene Ontology annotation, biological process: vesicle-mediated transport; intracellular protein transport. The record is from RefSeq and is a predicted model, not a curated record. The transcript is spliced from 22 exons. Bases 174 to 3029 code for a protein of 951 amino acids. Gene Ontology annotation, cellular component: membrane coat; clathrin adaptor complex. Gene Ontology annotation, molecular function: clathrin binding.